AUGAAUUUAAAAUAAAAUAACUCUUUUAACCUGUUUAUAGGUUUUAAUUUGAUUUACUUUUCUUUUUCUUUUUUAUUGUAAUUAUGUUGCUUUUUCUAUUAUCUUUCUUCAUUUUUUAUUUUCAACGUUUGCUUUUAUUAUUUAUUAAUUCAUUUCUUAUUAAUUCAUAUUUUUUAUUUAUUUUUUCCUUCUAAAUAAUUAACUAAUUUUAUAUUUUUUCUUCAAUAUUUAAAAAGUUCAAAUGGAAUUGGCGAUUAAGGUGCAUCAGGCUUAGGCUCUGGUUUAGCAAAUUGCACUCAUCUCUCAAAUUUAACACUUUAACUUAGUGGCAAUAAAAUUGGUGCAAAAGGUGCAUCAGGCUUAGGUUCUGCUUUAGCAAAUUGUACUAAUCUCUCAAAUUUGACACUUUAUCUUAGUUCCAAAUUUAUUGAUAAAUCUUAAUAAUUGAAAGUAAAAAGCAAGUGUCUUAAAUCAAAAAAAUUAAUUGUCAUUAAAAUAAGUUUCUAUUGA
This is a messenger RNA of Tetrahymena thermophila SB210, 510 nucleotides long. RefSeq names its product transmembrane protein, putative. Lineage: Eukaryota; Ciliophora; Oligohymenophorea; Hymenostomatida; Tetrahymenidae. The record is from RefSeq and is a predicted model, not a curated record. The transcript has 3 exons. Gene Ontology annotation, molecular function: protein binding.